AUGAGGCUCAUCAUCCGUGACGAUGCCGACGCGGCCAGCGCCUAUGUGGCCAACUACAUCGUGGACAGGAUCAAGAACUUCCGUCCCACCCCCGCCCACCCGUUCGUCCUCGGCCUGCCCACGGGGAGCAGUCCCCUGGGGGUGUACAGGAUGCUCGUAAAGAAGUACAAGGCUGGAGAGAUCUCCUUCGAAAAUGUCAUCACCUUCAACAUGGAUGAAUACGUCGGCAUCCCCCGCGACCACCCGGAGUCCUACCACUCCUUCAUGUGGAAGCACCUCUUCUCCCACGUCAACAUCCACCCCAACAACGUCAACAUCCUCAACGGCAACGCCCCCAACCUCGAGGCCGAGUGCGUCGCCUACGAGGCCCGCAUCAAGGCCGUCGGCGGCAUCGACCUCUUCCUCGCCGGCAUCGGCGAGGACGGCCACAUCGCCUUCAACGAGCCCGGCUCCAGCCUCGCCUCCCGCACCCGCGUCAAGACCCUCGCCUACGACACCAUCCUCGCCAACUCGCGCUUCUUCGACAACGACGUCUCCAAGGUGCCCCGCCUCGCCCUCACCGUCGGCGUCCAGACCGUCCUCGAGUCCAGGGAGGUCGUCGCCAUCAUCCUCGGCGCCAAGAAGGCCCUCGCCCUGCAGAAGUGCAUCGAGCAGGGCGUCAACCACAUGUGGACGCUCUCCAGCCUCCAGCUGCACCCCCACCCGAUGCUCGUCGUCGACGAGGACGCCACGCUCGAGCUGCAGGUCAAGACUGUCAAGUACUUCAAGAGCAUCGAAAAGGUGGCAAGAGAACAAGGCUUCGAGCAGAUCCUCCCCUCAAGAAUCCGCACCGGCCCGGGCCCCAUCCCCGUGACAGUCGUCGACGAAGUCCAGACCCCGACGAUCCUGCACCCGCAGCCCACGACCUCGCGCCUGCUCCGCGCCUCCCCGGCGACCGAGUACCCCGUCCGCUCCGUCUCCCCGGACAUCGAGCUCGUCUUCGAGAGCAUGGAGUCCCGCACCAAGUCGCCGACGGAGCAGCAGCUGCGCGCCGUCACCCCGGACCUCGUCACCGACAGGAUGGCCAACCGCAUGCCCGACCAGCCGGCCCUCGCGCGGCGUCUGACGCCGAACCCCGAACAGCAGCAGCAGCAGCAGCAGCAGUCUUCUCUGUCGAGGUCCGUCACGCCGGAGCCGGUCCUCGACCGCAUGGCAUCCCGCAUCCCCGAGCCGGCGCUCGCGCGGCGGUUGACUCCGAAUCCGGAGCAGCAGCUGCGUGUGAACGCCGUCGGCGCUUGA
Colletotrichum karsti is the source of this 1278-nucleotide messenger RNA. Its product is annotated as glucosamine-6-phosphate deaminase. Gene Ontology annotation, cellular component: cytoplasm. The coding region runs from base 1 to 1278 and encodes 425 amino acids. The record is from RefSeq and is a predicted model, not a curated record. Gene Ontology annotation, biological process: N-acetylneuraminate catabolic process; D-glucosamine catabolic process; N-acetylglucosamine catabolic process. Gene Ontology annotation, molecular function: glucosamine-6-phosphate deaminase activity; identical protein binding. NCBI's taxonomy places the organism in Eukaryota, Fungi, Ascomycota, Sordariomycetes, Glomerellales, Glomerellaceae. The transcript is spliced from 4 exons.